Molecule: messenger RNA, 1261 nt
Organism: Amphimedon queenslandica
Lineage: Eukaryota; Metazoa; Porifera; Demospongiae; Haplosclerida; Niphatidae
Product: matrilin-2-like
Exons: 8
Molecular function (GO): calcium ion binding
Source: RefSeq, a predicted model, not a curated record
AAUGGAGGAUGUGAACAUACUUGUGUAAAUACUAUUGGUAGCUAUUAUUGCCUCUGUAAUGACAGUUAUGUGUUGAAUUACAACAGACACCAGUGUGAUGAUGUCAAUGAAUGUGCUAAUGGUAACAAUGCAUGUAACCACAUCUGUGUCAAUACUAUUGGAUCAUACUACUGUGACUGCAAUACUGGAUAUCAUCUUAUAAGUAAUCAAAAAUACUGCAUAGACACUAACGAGUGCUCGACAAAUAAUGGUGGCUGUCAGCACCGCUGUCGUAAUACAGUGGGAAGCUAUUAUUGCUCUUGUUGGAGGGGACAUUUUUUAAAUGCUACUGAUGGUCACAGUUGUGAAGAUAUUGAUGAAUGUGCCUUGAACAGUGAUAACUGUUGGCACAAUUGUAGCAAUACAAUAGGAAGCUAUGACUGUAGCUGCAGGACAGGAUACAUAUUAGACUCUGAUGGUUUCUCAUGUUUAAACAUUAACGAGUGUGAAAAUAACAGUAGUGGAUGUGAACAACGUUGUAUAGAUACCACUGGAUCUUAUUACUGUGAAUGUAAUGUAACUGGCUAUGCUCUUGAUGUAGAUAAUCAUGGAUGCUCACGAAAUUGUAACACUGAUCCUGAUGCCUGCCAGCAAAUAUGCAAUAAUGAUGGUGACUCCUUUAACUGUUCAUGUUAUCCUGGUUACAGAUUAGCUGAUGAUGAGAGAAAUUGUCAAAUGAUCACCUUAUGUUCUGAAAGUGUAGCAAACUGUAGUCAAGUUUGCACUAAUACAAAUAAUAGUUUUAUUUGUUCAUGUAAUGAUGGCUAUGAACUCCAAAAUGACAAUGCUACAUGUCAGGAUAUUGAUGAGUGCAUUAACAGUGAUUGUGAACAUAACUGUACCAAUACUGAUGGAAGCUACACUUGUUCAUGUUAUAGUGGCUACUCCUUAGAUAGUAAUGGGAAAAACUGCUCAGACAUUAAUGAGUGCCUUAAUGAAAAUGGAGGUUGUGAACAUAAAUGUACUAAUCAAAUUUCUUCUUUUGAAUGUUCAUGCAAUGAUGGUUAUGCAUUAGAAAACAAGAAAUUUUGCUCAAAUAUAAAUGAAUGUAAGGAAGAAAUAUCAGGUUGUUCACAAUUAUGCACUGAUGAAGAUGGAUACUAUAACUGUAGCUGCUUUGAUGGUUAUUUACUGGAUAAAGAUAAUCAUAAUUGUACUGAUAUUAAUGAAUGUAUUGAUAAUAAUGGUGGAUGUGAAGAAAUAUGUGUAAAUAUUGGUGGAA